Messenger RNA from Branchiostoma floridae (Florida lancelet), 526 nucleotides. RefSeq names its product anaphase-promoting complex subunit 13-like. The transcript is spliced from 3 exons. The coding region runs from base 189 to 434 and encodes 81 amino acids. Gene Ontology annotation, cellular component: anaphase-promoting complex. NCBI's taxonomy places the organism in Eukaryota, Metazoa, Chordata, Leptocardii, Amphioxiformes, Branchiostomatidae. Gene Ontology annotation, biological process: protein K11-linked ubiquitination. The record is from RefSeq and is a predicted model, not a curated record.
GCCAUUUAUCAAACUUUGACCUUUGACACUAACAAAGUCUACAAACGUCACGACUGGAGGGAGGGAAGAAGACCAAAUCCGGUGAUAUCGACGUUGAAUUCAUAUGAAAUCAUAAUUUUGAACAUCUUGCAUGAGCAUAGAGACACGGAGGACAAGCCCAAGGUUGUGAUCAACGCCCAGAGAAAGUCAUGGACAGUGAGGUGCCGCGUGAUGGCCGGCUGCUGGACAUAGUUGACCAGGACUGGCGAGAUGACCAGCUGCCCAUGGACGACAUCGAUGUUCCCCAGAUGGAGUUACCGGACCCAGAACAGGAACAGGACAAUGGUGGCCCUACUGAAUCCCUGAAGGAACAGGAGCAGAAGUGGACAGACCUGGCCCUGCAACUUUUACAUGAGAACCCCUCCACCAACAACACUGAGAACCCAUCUCGUUAACUUUGGACAAUUAUAGCCUGUUUCAUAGUUACUGAGUUUUUCCUGCAUAGUCUUGCAUUUGUUUUUGCACUCAGUAAAUAGCUUUCCUGUAU